AGGCGCUGGCACUGCAUGUUGGUUCACAUUUAUAAGGGAUUUGAUUGGUCUCGUGAGUUGGAGCUGGUCGGGGGUUUCUGCCGCCCCCGGUCGCUGGCUCGACGUGGUACAACCCGGUAAUUUAAGGUGCUGCCAAUUGCCCACUAACCCAACGACGCAGGGAACCGGCUGGGGGUUUUUUUUUUGUUGCGCUUGAAUAAAAUCGGUACCACCCUCCUAACACCUAACACACAGAGAGAGAAUAAAAAACGCCCGAGGCUGACCUGACUGAGCAGAUGGACAGCGAAGGAGCGCAGCAAAGUACUAAUCUGCCACAAAUGGAUUCGUCAUCACCAUCUCCAAACCCAGUUUCACCAGUGCCACUGAAUAAUAGCAAUCCAACCAGUGCCCCGAGAUUUGGAACAGUCAUUCCUAAUCGGAUCUUUGUAGGAGGAAUCGAUUUUAAAACAAAUGAAAAUGAUCUAAGAAAGUUUUUUGCACAGUAUGGAACUGUUAAGGAAGUCAAAAUAGUAAAUGACAGAGCUGGAGUUUCUAAAGGGUAUGGCUUUAUUACCUUUGAAACCCAAGAAGAUGCUCAAAAAAUUUUACAAGAGGCAGAAAAGUUGAAUUAUAAGGAUAAAAAACUGAAUAUUGGUCCAGCAAUAAGAAAGCAGCAAGUGGGGAUACCACGAACAAGCUUAAUGCCAGCAGCUGGGACAAUGUACUUAACCACUUCAACAGGAUACCCAUACACAUACCACAAUGGAGUGGCUUAUUUCCACAGCCCAGAAAUUGCCUCUGUUCCACAACCUUGGCCUCCUCGCUCUAUUUCUAGCUCACCUGUAAUGGUGGCUCAUCAAGCUCCGCCAAUUUACCAGCAGCCAGCAUACCAUUAUCAGGCACCUGCACAUUGUCUUGCAGGGCAGUGGCAGUGGGGAUUACCACAGUCACCAGCCUCCACAGCUUCUGUGCUAUAUUUACAACCAUCUGAGAUAAUAUAUCAACCUGUGGAAAUGCCUCAAGAUGGAGGAUGUGCACCACCCCCACUUCCAGUGAUGGAAGCCUCAAUGCCAGAGGCCUAUGCAGAUCACAGUGUUCAAGCACCAUACCAUCAGGUAUACACUCAAAGUCCCAUGGCAGUCGCAGCCCCCGUCAUGCAGCAGGAACAGGUGAAGGAAUCUAGGUUGCAUCCUGUCAGACGGAAUUUUUCUCAGCCUCCACCAGUUGGAAUUAAACCCCGUUACACACGCAGUCCACAUUACCAUAUGAGAAAGGAGUAUAGGGCAGAAGAUUCUAUUCUUACUCCACCUUCUUCAACUGAAUCUGUUAAGUAAACAAAUUUGUAAAACCAUUGUUAAAUGAAAAUACAUACGUAUGAAAGAAGGCAUAUACAAGUCUUAAUUCUCAAAAAUGCAUGUAACAAGUGAUUCUUAAAGAUCUAAAAAUGUAAUUGGUUAAAUGGUGUAGGUUUAAAUACACUAUACUGUAAAUCAGAAGAAAGUUAUUGUUAUCGAACAUGCCACAGUCUAAAUAUGUCUGCAUUUUAUACUUCAAACUGAAGAGAUCUUGCAGUGUAAGUUAAACCAGAAUAUUUUUAAGAAUCAUGGCAACAAUGUGAAUUCUUAGAAGUUGCAAAUAAUCCAGACCAGGCAUAAUAUGUGGCUGUUGGGUACAGUACAGUAGUUAUGCUGAUUUUGAGAAACAGCAGGAGGUUAAAAGAAGACAUUUAUUUAAUAGGAAGAAGAAAAUAAGCCACAGUUUUGAGCUUGAAUGAGGCACCUCUAAUUUUUAAAGAAUUUUAAUGUUUACAAAUUUUUACACACUCCUUUGUAUUAUUUGCCUUUUCCAUCGACCUGUUUGGGAUUUUUUGUUUAACCAUUUGUGUUAUGUGUCUUAUUUAUAGCAAUUUCAUUUAUAUUAUUUAUGUGGAAAAAGCUUAAAUUAUAAUAUGUUAAUUUACACUAGAUUCUUUUACCCUUUCUUACAAAGUAACUUAGAAUUUACUUAAUGUGUAAAUCUUGAGUAAAAGCUCUGAGUUUUGGACCACUUUUGCACACAGUAUCUUUUUAUUGUGUUGCCUUUAUACAUAUCCUAAAAUGUAAAUUUUUUUUCAUAGAUAAACAAUUAAUGUAGUAUAAUGUUGAGGUAUUACUGUUUUAUUGUAGUUUGGAUUGUUUAUUGUAGCUUAGAUAUAGUUAAAUAAUUAUUAGAGUUCUAGAUGUAAGGUAAAUUGGUGCAUCCUAAAUAAUCAACUGGCAUUGUAACAUUUCAGUGCCUUAAUAUUUCAUCGUAAGAGGAGGCAUCUGUGAGUGCAUGUGUUCUAUUCAAAAUAGUUCUUCAAUUCCUUUUGACAAUGUAAGCAUUCAUGUCAAGAUUUUUUGUUAAAAAUUGGCGAUAUUCAAUAAUUAGUAUACUCUGAGACCAUGGAGUUGAUUGUAACUGUUCCUACAAGACAGGAAAUGGCAGCAAUUAGUAGAUCAUCUGAUUUACACACCAACCACAUUUCCUUUCUAGUAAAAGUCAAAUGGAACGCAAAAUAGGCUAGGGUGUUAUUAGGGAGCUAAUGUUACUAGGUUUUCCAUUUCUUCCCACCCAUCCCCAAAAUGAUCUUUUGUUGAUACAGAUUUUUGAACAACAUUCUGCAUGGCCGCUGAGGAACAGUGUCCCAAACAUUCUGUGUGUUUCCUAGGUUAAAUUCAUUAUUGGUUUAGUAUUCCACAGAACCAACUGCUGGUGAGUUCAUUUUAGGAAGGUAUCACCGUGGUGGGAGAUUUUGAAAUCAUAUUUGUAGCUUUUGAAUUACUCUUGGGUGUAUUUGCAAUUUGAAGCAUAAAACUCAACACACAUUUUAAAUAUUAGUAUUGCAGAUCAAUCCAUAUAAUACUGGGUAGUUGGUUUUUUUAUGUAGAAGAACCUCCCUUUGUUCUAAUUAUUUUUGUUCCUUGCAAUGCUGUAAAAAUUGUUUUAUAGCAAUUGAGAACGAUACCUUUGGUGCACCAAACUUAGAUCUGUCAUUGCGAUCUCGCAACUUGAAGACUGAACCUUUUACAAAUGUAAUUAUCCACUGAUUCCUAGACAUAUAACAUUCCUGCAAUUAUUGUUGAACUUUGCACAUAUUUCCAGCCGAAGACCCCCAACCCCUGCUCCUGUGAAACAUGCGGAUCCCCAAAUCUUGGCAUUUCAGUGCACUCUAAUCAUCUAUAUUUAUUGGAGUCUAGCUUGCAUCAACUGGAGCAUUCCAGCCUACUAUCCACAAAGCAAAAAGAAAGAUCAAUAUUGAAAAUAGACUUCUGCAAGGAACUCUGAGGUUUAAUCAGUUUGUCAGCUGAUCUCAGCAGAGAUAUAGUCAGCAACUGGAUUAGGCAUAGUAAAACGUUAAACCAUGGCUCCCUCGGUUAAUUUCUAUUGAGCAAAUGGUAAAACAUGAAUAAUGAUUGUUUGAAUGAGAUACUAGAUAGCAACUGUAUCCCAAUGCUGCCUUCUGGAAAGGGAGUAAAAAAUGAGGACUAGGAUGGAGGGUGUGGGGGGGGGAAGGCAUUUCAAAGUAAUAUAUACAAUAUAAGAUCAUACCACACCUUGGAUGUACUUCAUUUUUUUAAUUCUAUAUAUUUAUAAAUUCAUAAAGCUAUUAAUUUGCAACCAUUUUGCAAAUAAUAUCUUUUGCAUUAUAACUAUCAAAAGGUACAAUUUGUAAUCUCUGUUGUGAUGAUUGGGCUGGAAAAAUUUAAACUGAUAGAUUAAAAUUCAUUAAUUAUCAUAGUCAUAACUCAUAUCAACCAUAGUUGUCUAUGUAAGUGCUGUGAAACAAGUAAUACCAAAUUUCAGCUGGAUAAGAAAGACACAUUACAGAAUUGAAUGUAUAUAAUGGCAUAAUAUUAUAUCAUGCCCAUCAGUUAAACUUUGUAAAACACCUAUUCUGUGGUCAACUAGUUGAUCUUUCAUUAUGCCCUUGUUCAACUAUGUGUAGUUGUUAAACCACAUUCUUUCAGGGAUAAUAACGUGUUGUAUUCUUUAAGCAGCGCUACUAAAUUAUCCAUAAAAACUAAACUUGUUUCUGUUGAUAUUCGAAAUAGUGUUAUUCAGACUAACAAAGGCAAUGCAAAAAACACAAAAAAUAUUGGAGCUUUUUCUUUCUUCUGUGAACUUAAGCCAGCAUCUUAUAUGACCUUUUGUGCACUAAAAUUUACGCUCUAUAUGUCUGUGUUACAAUGAAUAGAAUAUUAAAAUAAUCCAGUGGUUUGUUAUUACAUCCUUGAGAGUAAUGAAAGAUAAUUAUGAUAGGCAUAUAAUUAGGUUGUGUAGAAAUCAACCAAUUUACUAUUAAAUAAAUUGUGGAGAUUUGUUAGACAACAAACCAAUUCUUAUUUUGUAGAUGAAGGCCUUAUUGCCAGAGUUUAUUCUCUCCACUCUAUUCUCUGAAAAGACACUUCAUAAAGUACUUAGUUAUACAAAAAGAGGGUAUUCCACUCAAAUGUAACUUUAUUCAUAUAACUAUUAGCUUACCAACAAUUAGGCUUUCAUCAGAUUUUUAAAAGCUAUUUUUUUCUCCAAUUUGACCUGUUUCUGAUAACUUUGUGGAAGUUAAAAAGAAGAACUUUGAAGGCUAUUUUGACUGAUAUCACUUGGGAUUUUGCAUAAUGUAGCAUCUCAACUAAUCUUCAUGUAUCUGUUGCAAAGUAAGCAUUUAAGUUGUCCUGUCAAUGGUGUUUAAUUUCCCUCUCUUGUGAUACAUGUUUGAGGGUAUUAUUACAUCUUCAGUGUUUCAGGACCCACGAGUGUACGGGUAGAAUUAAUGUGCCAGUGCUAAUAAUCUUGCUACCUCAUGUAAAAGUUAUGGACUGAAGUUUUGCAUCAGUGCAACAUAUACAUUUUUUGUUUUACAAUAGUUGUGUGUACAACCAUGAAUGUUGGAAUAAAAAUAUACAAGUAAGUUUAAUGUUAAUUUGAACCUAUUUAUAACUCUCCCUUUAAUUGUGACAUUAAUUUGUUUUGUUUUUUUGGAGUAAGUUUCAGCAUUAUUGCUCCAGCAUUAAUCGUAACAGUAGGCUUCACUUAUCAUUAUAGAAAACACUCAAUUUUCACACCUUUAAUUAAUAAAAAAUGGAAAAUUAGGUCAUCUGGUCAAUUGAGUUGAAAAUUACUCCUGUUGCCUCUCUAUUUAUUUUUUAAUCUAGACUGAAUUUUGAUUGUAUUUUAUCUUUAAGGUACCAAUGUUCACUGGUGUCCAAUAUUGGCAGCAGUCAGAAUAUCAUUUAUGUGCAUAAUUGCAAAAAUAUUAUACUAGCAAUAUAUUGCAUGUCAAUGCAAUUAAUUUAUGAUCUAUAUUCUGUUAUUCGAAAUGUUAACUGUGUAAUUCUUGCAGCAAUUUAUGCCUUCUAGAAUUCUGAAGUAUUAUUUGGUUAUUUAACAAAGUUAUAGUAGUUCUGCAAGUAUAGUUUGUUCUCUAUCUCAAAGCUGAAAAUUUAUACAUGAUGGUCAUAUGACCCAAAAUUACCAAAUGUCCACUGCAUAUCAAAUGUCAUGUGCAUGGAGCAGCUUACUUUUUCAUUGUACAGUUAGUAGAGUUUCUCGUUUUAAUUUAAAUCAAAGCAGUCAGUAGUUAAAAUACUCCUGUAUUUGGAUUUGAAGGAAUGCUCAAACAUAAAAGAUUAAGCAACUACAGCAGUUAAAAAACAAAACAAAUAUCCUUAUUAAGGUAAAAUAAUUCCUUUUACAGUUCCCCUUACACUGAACUGAAAUGCAGCAUUUUGCAAAUUGAAAUUACGAAGAAUUUAAUAAAUUCUCAAACUCAUGUUUUUUUUAAUGCAUAUCUGGUUUACUCGUGUAGGAAUUUCUAGAACAAUAACCAAUACAGUACUAUUAACUAUGUUUAAAAGUAAUUAGCUGGCAGCAAAAGACUUUAGGGCUCUCUGAAAAUGUGAAAGGUAAAUAUAUACAAUUUUUACUUCCAAACCCACUAUGAUCUUCCUCUCAUGAUCUCUCAAUUUUUAUGCCAAUUUCCUCUGUGGUCUCCAUCCUAAAGAUGACAAUAAAAUAUAAAGAGUGACAGAUAUGGUGUUAACUGUUCAGUUAACUAGGUUAAUAUAUUAUUAAUAGUCUAUAUAAAAUUAAUGUGGAGAUGUCAGAAUAUUCUGAUUUAAAGGGUGGGCACAAAUUUAUGGAAAGCUGCCUUAGUAAAAAUUGAUCUGUGUGUAUUACAAUUAGCAAGGUUUUAAAGCUGCCUUAUGUAAAGCUUAAUAAAUAAAGCUGCAUUAAGUAAAAAUUGAUCUGUGUGUAUUACAAUUAGAAAGGUUUUAAAGCAACAUCCUUUCAGAAGACAAUGGUGUUAAUUAAAUUUGCAGUAAUAAUUGAUCAAAAGUACCUUCUGAAACAGAACCUGAUGGUCAAGCAGACUGCUUAUAGGCAUACAACUUGGAACUUAAUGUUACUGCUUUUGUUACUUUUUUAAAAAGUCAAUAACCAGGUUUUAUCAGGUAGCAUUACAGUAAAUCUAAUGUUGAGUAAUUAUUGGUGGUAUAUUAUUGCUCAAAAUGCAAUAUCUAAACUUCCCCAAUCAAAUCAAAACUAUUAAGUAAUAGGACACACAAUUACAGGUUUGCCUGUUGUAGUUAAAGCACAUUAGGCACAUGUAAAAUGUAACUUCUGAAGAUGUACCAUUGUUAUGAUAAUUUGCUACAAAUGUUUCAACUGAAAGUAACUAAUUGUGAACAAACUAAACUCAGUUCAGUGCAUCACAUCCAACAUUUCUCGGUUCAUUGUUUCCUGAUUACAUUCUUAUCCCAUGUAAAGCUCUUUUACAAAAAGUAAAUUUUACAUGGAUUGUGGAAAUGAGGUGUCACAUUUUACAUGCAGGUUUUUAAGGUUUUAGUUGUAAUAUUUAGUUUGAAACAACAAGGAAAAUGUUUAUUAUCACACGCGUUCCUUAUUCUGCUGUAUACAACUUCUACUGUACUCAUGUAAAAAUAAGAAAUUAUGUCCAAAAAACUGCUUUGUCAAUUAUUUAAGUCCAAUGCCUACAGCAGCUAUGUUUGAGCUUUUUUGAAGCUAAAGUAACAUGGUCAAAUUGUUCUAACAUAACCAUAUUUUUGAUAAAAUUCCUAAUAAGGACUAAAGUGUUUUUUAAUGUGAUGCAGAUUUGAGUUUGGUUUGGUACCAAGCAAUAUAGCUAAAAUGUAGCUUUGUAUCAGUUAAAUAUUAAAGUAGGGCAAUAACUUGUUAAAAAUAGUCAAAGAAAAAAUACCAAAUUUGACCAGUAAUAUUGUUAAAAUAUAGCAAAAUCUAAGGCUUACAAAUUAGGCAUAACCAGCAACUCAAAAAUGAUUGUAAUAUCUUAAGAUUGUCUUGUUAUGUAAGCCCUAUUGUAAAUAAAAAGUUCAUUAUUAUGGUU
Amblyraja radiata (thorny skate) is the source of this 7366-nucleotide messenger RNA. RefSeq names its product boule RNA binding protein. Bases 276 to 1313 code for a protein of 345 amino acids. Gene Ontology annotation, cellular component: cytoplasm. The record is from RefSeq and is a predicted model, not a curated record. Gene Ontology annotation, molecular function: translation activator activity; mRNA 3'-UTR binding. The transcript is spliced from 11 exons. Gene Ontology annotation, biological process: 3'-UTR-mediated mRNA stabilization; positive regulation of translational initiation. NCBI's taxonomy places the organism in Eukaryota, Metazoa, Chordata, Chondrichthyes, Rajiformes, Rajidae.